GAAAAAGUUCUGAAUUAAUAGAAUUAGAAAUGGUUAAAAAGAUAAAAGUAAAUGAAGAGUAACUUGAAAGUGUAUAUAAAAAGAAAGGUUUUAGAAGUCAGAAUAAAACAUAAUUAAUGAAAGAGUCGAGGGAUAAGAAAUUUAUUUGCAAUUUUAGAAUAAUGUUUUGAA
Paramecium sonneborni is the source of this 171-nucleotide messenger RNA. NCBI's taxonomy places the organism in Eukaryota, Ciliophora, Oligohymenophorea, Peniculida, Parameciidae. The record is from the annotation of a GenBank genome assembly.